This is a messenger RNA of Chelmon rostratus (copperband butterflyfish), 3082 nucleotides long. It is a transcript of the gene miga1, whose product is annotated as mitoguardin 1. Gene Ontology annotation, biological process: mitochondrial fusion. Lineage: Eukaryota; Metazoa; Chordata; Actinopteri; Chaetodontiformes; Chaetodontidae. Bases 127 to 1905 code for a protein of 592 amino acids. The record is from RefSeq and is a predicted model, not a curated record. The transcript has 16 exons.
AGCCGCUGAGGUCAGCUGGAGCACCGGGGAGACACCGGGAGAGGCGUUUGUGGAGGAAACUUGAAAAUCUCCAGCAGAAUGGUGAUGAGGAUGAGAGAGUUGGCAAGUCAUGGAUAGAUCGCCACAAUGACACACGAGACCCUCAUAAGCUCCCAGCUGUCUGUGAAGGCUGCCGCCCUGCGCAUGGUCGACCUACCGCUCUCCGUGUACGGCUCCCUGGCACAGGUGAGUGUCAGCACAGGCACCAAGAAGCUGGUGGCAGCCACUGCCUUCAGUGCCGUCUCGCUCCUCUUCCUCGCGCGUCGCUUCCAGAGGAGGAAGGGCAGGAAGAAGACUCACUCACCUCAGUGGGAGCAGGCGGGCUUUGAGUUUUUGUCCCCGGCCUCAGCAGAGAGCGAUAACACCAGUCAAAACAUCACUCUCUCCCUCAACUCCAAGAAUGGCUACUCCUCUGGUCUGGUUCUCACUACAGGAGACUACAGAAAACUGUCCGGGUCUCUGCUGAGCCUGGCCUCGGUAAAAAGCAUGAACUCCUCCAGCAGCAGCACCUGUGCAAAUGAAUCCACCUGUUGGGACCGAGUGGGGGAAGCUGAUAUCUGCAGCAUGGUCAACUUACCUGUCACCACACCUGAAAACCUGUACCUUAUGGGUAUGGAUUUAUUCGAGGAGGCUCUGAGGCGGUGGGAGGAAGCGUUGACAUUCAGGAGCAGGCAGCGCGAGGACGAUGCCAGCUGCGCGUCCGUCAAAACUGGAGCUGGAGACGCCAUCGCAGAGCAGAGCAUGGAGGAUGUCAUCAGCGCAGAGUUCAUCCACAGGCUGAAGUCUCUGCUGCAGAGAGCUUACAGUCUCCAGGAGGAGUUUGAGGGAGUGUUGUGCAUGUCAGAGCCCUCAUCCCACAGCAACAGCCAGGAUAAAAUGGCAGACAUUUUGGCCAGAGAGGAGCCGGACGACGCCUGUCUGAGGGACAGCAUCAGCAUCGCCUCCACUGACUCGUUUGUGUCUGCUGCUGAGCUGUCAGAGCACAGAGAGCUGAGGAGCGUCUUCGCUCUGGGUCAUCACCCUUUCUACGAGGAGGCGCUGCAGAUGGCCGAGGACGGCAAGAUCUCCUGCAGGGUGCUGCGGACGGAGAUGCUGGAGUGUCUUGGGGAUCUAGAUUUCCUGGCCAAGUUGCACUGUGUGCGGCAGGCGUGUCAGCUCAUUUUGCGCGAGAGAACAACCAGGAUGUUUCUGGCCGACACGGGAAAGAAAAUACUGUCUUCCAUCAUCGUGAAAGCUCAGAAGAACCCGAACAGAUUCGAGGAAGUGUUUGAGGAGAUGAUUUCCUUCCUGGAGCACACGGAGCACUGGGAAAACACAGAGGUGGAGCUGGCAACACGAGGGGUGAAGCACUUGAACUUCUAUGAUAUAGUGCUGGACUUCAUCCUGAUGGACUCAUUCGAGGACCUGGAGAAUCCACCCAUCUCCAUCCAGAAUGUGAUCAACAACCGCUGGCUCAACAGCUCCUUCAAGGAAACUGCGGUGGCUUCAAGCUGUUGGUCAGUGAUGAAGCAGAAGAGACAGCACAUGAAGGUACCUGACGGCUUCAUCGCCCAUUUCUACGCCGUGUGUGAGCAGAUCAGCCCCGUUCUCGCCUGGGGUUUCCUGGGGCCCCAGAGCUCCCUGAAUGACUUCUGCUGCUUCUUCAAGGAUCAGGUGCUGCACUUCCUAAAGGACAUUUUUGACCUGGACAAAGUGCGCUACUCCUCUGUGGAGACUCUGGCUGAGGACAUGCUCCACCUGCUGCACCGGCGCUCUGAACUGCUGCUGGCCUACCUGGGCGCCGACUCCCUGCGGCACGGCAACGGCUGCAACCCCCCGCAGGUGCAGCUGGUGGCCGGCGCCCUGCUGGAGGCACGAGUGCAGUGAGAGUGGGCCCGAUCUCCAGACAGACCUCAUCGAACACCACACACUGGAAGUCUCAGCAUUUAUUCUAGGGUGAGUUCACACAAACUGUCGGACCAAAGAAGACCGUCAGUGGGUGCAGGAGGUCUGAAAUGACUGGAUCUGAUGCACAGACUGGUUAAACCAGGGUUGUCACUCUUUUGUAAUACAGUUCAAUACAAUUUCAAUACAUUUCAAGCAAUUCAUUUCAAAAUGAAGGGCCAGUAAUUCACAUUGAUGUUACCCAGCACAGUUCUGUACAAAGACCUGAAUGGUUUACCUUAAUUACAUGGCAGUAGAAAUUCAAGGCACCACCCGGGAAUAUGUGGAAUAAAUAUCCGUUGAUUCCUUCAUAAUUCAUUUAAUCAUUCACUUACGCACAUUAGGCAGUUUACCAUGAAAUAUGUGUUCAUUUACGGAUCAGCAGAAGCUAUUUUUAGGCCCAGUAAAUGCAGUUCGAACUUUUUCUGCUGCUACUGGUCAGAGGCUUUUGUCAAAAUAUUGUUUUAAACGUUUUUUAUGUUGGAAAACAUGUUUUAAACAUGAUUUUUAACCAUUUUUUCAGGCGUUUAAAAUGCCUCAUGAAAUGAAAAUAAAUAUUUUUUUUAAAAACCUCUGACCACAAGCAGCUAUUUCUACAAGGAAACGUUUGUACAUUUUGGCCACUGGACCUCUUACAAAUCAGGAGAUUUUUGGUUUUGAGUGGAAGCAAAAUGUCAUUUUAAGACAACGGCCACAGAGCUGUUUCUGUCUGGCCUUAGAGAAGCCUUUCUUUUACCAAUACAAAACAAAUUGAUUAAAUCGAUGCCGAAUAUUGUGGAACUUAUCAUUUGAUCAAUUUGGACGGCUUUGUGUCGUGUAUAUUUAAUGAAAAUAACACAUUUCUGUGCCCUUUGGACGUUUUCAUGAUGUCUGUGUGAAAGACUUGUUAUAGGAGCCAAAUAACCAGAAAUCUCACUGUUCAUCAUGAGAGGGUCCAAGGUCGGGUGCCCCCCCCUUUCACAGACACUGUUGAUAUGUUUAAUAGUUUUCCCCUACAUGAUGAAUUCUGAUCUUACCACCAAAAAGCAUGAAAACGCAUUUUAGGAUUAUUUAGUAAAAUGUGGCCUUCACACUCAUCCAUCUUUAUCACAUUCCCGGAGGUUUCCAAAUCGCAAAUACA